Cordyceps militaris CM01 is the source of this 627-nucleotide messenger RNA. RefSeq names its product superoxide dismutase. Gene Ontology annotation, biological process: superoxide metabolic process. The transcript is spliced from 3 exons. The record is from RefSeq and is a predicted model, not a curated record. Gene Ontology annotation, cellular component: mitochondrion. Gene Ontology annotation, molecular function: metal ion binding; superoxide dismutase activity. The coding region runs from base 1 to 627 and encodes 208 amino acids. Lineage: Eukaryota; Fungi; Ascomycota; Sordariomycetes; Hypocreales; Cordycipitaceae.
AUGGCCAGCACCUACUCCCUCCCCCCUCUGCCCUACGCCUACGAUGCCCUCGAGCCCAGCAUCUCCAAGCAAAUCAUGGAGCUGCACCACGGCAAGCACCACCAGGCGUACGUGACCAACCUCAACGCGGCGCUGCAGUCGUACGCCGCCGCCGACGUGGCCGGCCAGAUUGCGCUGCAGCAGGCCAUCCGCUUCAACGGCGGCGGCCACAUCAACCACUCGCUCUUCUGGGAGAACCUGGCCCCCGCCGGCAGCCCGGACGCCGACCUCGCCGCCGCCGCGCCCCAGCUGGCCGCCGCCCUGGCCAAGCAGUGGGCCUCGGUUGACGCCUUCAAAAAGGCCUUUGCCGCCGCCCUGCUCGGCCUCCAGGGCAGCGGCUGGGGAUGGCUCGUCAAGGACGCCCAUGGCCUGCGCAUCAUCACGACAAAAGACCAGGACCCCGUCGUCGGCGCCGAGAUCCCCGUCUUUGGCGUGGAUAUGUGGGAGCACGCGUACUACCUGCAGUACUUCAACGGCAAGGCUGCCUACAUUGAGAACAUCUGGAAAGUCAUCAACUGGAAGACGGCUGAGCGCCGCUUCGUCGGCGGCCGCGAUGACGUCUUCAAGGCCCUCAAGGCGUCCAUCUAG